Molecule: messenger RNA, 1738 nt
Organism: Notolabrus celidotus (New Zealand spotty)
Lineage: Eukaryota; Metazoa; Chordata; Actinopteri; Labriformes; Labridae
Gene: vstm2lb
Product: V-set and transmembrane domain containing 2 like
Exons: 4
Coding region: 185-769 (194 amino acids)
Source: RefSeq, a predicted model, not a curated record
CCGCAUCAUUACCAUCAUCAUCACCUCCUCCUCCUGCAGAGCUGCGCGGAGCAUCAACGUCUUUCCCAACAGCUUCAGCUUUAUGUCUGUGAGGACUACUCAGAGCCGGAGGAGGGGAUAUUUUAUCGGUGCUACCCACCCACAUGUGACUAUUUCUUACAACAGCUUGAGAUAUUAACUGAAAAUGGGAGCCUUCGGAGUGAUAGCAUGGAUUUUGCAAUACGCGGGACUUUACGUUCAACUUAACGCAGCGCUCAUCUCAGAACACGGAGAGGUGGAUAAUCACAUCUCUGGAAACGCCGUCUUCACAGAGGUGCCACACGACAUCACGACGCGGAGCGGUGACGAUGUAGAGAUGGCUUGUUCCUUCCGUGGGGCGGGCUCACCCUCCUACUCCCUUGAGAUCCAGUGGUGGUACAUCAAGGACCACAGCAACCAGCAAAAAAAGACUUCCCAGAUGACUAAUAAUGUUGUACCCCUCGAGGAAACAUCCAAAGAUGCCACCAAAAUUAGUGUGGUAAAAGUAGCCGGCAGCAACAUCUCCCACAAGCUUCGUCUCUCCAGCGUCAAGCCAUCAGAUGUGGGCACUUACGAGUGCCGUGUCAUUGAUUUCAGCGGCACCAAGACACAGCACUAUCGUGUUCGUGCGUACCUCCAGGUGGAGCCUGGAAGGAAGCAGGGGGACCUCAAGCACCAAGCAGAAGGCAGAGACCUGAAGAGGAGAUCAGCCAGGAGCACCACUGACUGUAAUGACAGCUGCGUGCUUUAAAGAGAACAGUCUCCCUGACGGUCUGCAUGUUCAUGACUUAUCACUACGAGGGACACACACACGUUACCACAGCGUCAAAGAGUCAGAUAUGACGGAAACCCUUGUGUUUGUUUGUCUACCUGUAAUAUAGCUGUUUGGAUGCCAGCACUGUUGAAUGCCAAAAAGGGAACAAUUUAUGACAGUACAUAUGAAUGUGUUCUUUUUGUUGCUUUGUUGAUUGUCUCUGUGCUUUUUCUGAUUGCAUAAAGUUUCGGUUAAUGUAACAAUCAGGCAGAUGUUUUUUGUUUUGUCAAUGCAGGACCAAGCAUCAAUAAUUGUCCUUACAGAGUUUCAAAGGAGGAGUGUCGACUUAUUUUGGAUAGCAAACAGGGCAAAGUUAGAGUUCUUUGAGAGGAUAGUUUCCUUUGCAAUGUGCCAGUCCUUACACAAACAUAUGCCAAAAGCUGCAGUAUUUCAAUGUAAAUGCUUUUUAGCUUUUUUCAUAUAUCUAAACUUUACAAAGUGCAUUGAUAUAAUUUAUGUAAUCCAUGUUUACAAUGUAUUAACUUUCUAUAAAAUGACUGGAAUGUUUGUCAAAUAUAAAUGUAUACCUUCAUCACAUAGUUAAAAAUAUAUUCCUGUGUAUAUUCUUACUUGGCAACAUAAAAUUUUACUCUCAUCAUUAAUUCAAGUUUUAUUCUGUGCUACUUAACCAAAUUAAUUAAGACACAAAGCUAUCGUAUGUUAAUCUCUUUAAAAUGUUUGUCACCUUUUUCUCAACUACAGUACAACUUUUUAGUCUUCACUUUUCUGGAGUUUGUCAUGUUAAGUUCCUGUUUUUUUUGCUGCUGUUUAAUACCUGCUCUGUUAAAUACAUUUAUUUGAAAAGGCAUAUUUAUUUUCCCCAUUUUCUUCAAUAUGUUGAAGGAAAAUAUACUGUGUACAGCAGCUACAGUGCAACACAAAUAAAGCUUUCUACAGAGGCUCUUC